GGCGCCGGGCGGGGCCGUGACGUCACUGCGCGCGUGGCUCCGGCUGCGCAGGGACAGCUGGCGCCUCAUAGGGCGGCCGGCGAGCGAGUCGCAGGCGUGGGGUGCUUCUGGCCAGCAGGUCCCACUUCGAGAGCAGCCGCCGCCUUGCACUGCUGCACCAUGUCCGGGCAGCUGGAGCGCUGCGAGCGCGAGUGGCACGAGCUGGAGGGGGAAUUUCAGGAACUGCAGGAGACACACAGGAUCUACAGGCAAAAGCUGGAGGAGCUGACUGCCUUACAGACCUUGUGUAGCGGGUCAAUCAACAAGCAGAAGAAGUGCCUCAAGGACUUGCGGCUGGAGCUCCAGAGGUACAAGCACCAUGCAGGUCGGGAGGAGGUGGAGCUGGUCCAGCAGAUUGGCGCACACAUCAAGGAGCGGCAGAAUGUCUUCUUUGACAUGGAGGCCUAUCUGCCCAAGAAGAACGGGCUCUACUUGAACCUGGUCCUCGGCAAUGUGAAUGUGACCCUGCUCAGCAAGCAGGCCAAGUUUGCCUACAAGGACGAGUAUGAGAAGUUCAAGCUCUACCUGACCAUAAUCCUGCUCCUGGGGGCCGUGGCCUGUCGCUUUGUCCUUCACUACAGGGUGACAGAUGAAGUCUUCAACUUCCUGCUGGUGUGGUACUACUGCACCCUGACCAUCCGGGAGAGCAUCCUCAUCAGCAACGGCUCCAGAAUUAAAGGCUGGUGGGUGUCGCACCAUUACGUCUCCACCUUCCUGUCAGGAGUGAUGCUGACCUGGCCUAACGGACUCAUUUAUCAGAAGUUUCGAGAUCAGUUCUUAGCGUUUUCAAUUUUCCAGAGCUGCGUGCAGUUCCUGCAGUACUACUACCAGCGAGGCUGCCUCUACCGGCUUCGGGCCCUGGGCGAGCGGAACCACCUGGACCUCACGGUCGAAGGGUUCCAGUCCUGGAUGUGGCGGGGCCUCACCUUCCUCCUGCCAUUCCUCUUCUGUGGCCACUUCUGGCAGCUCUACAAUGCUGUCACAUUGUUCGAGCUCUCCACCCACGAGGAAUGCAGAGAGUGGCAGGUGUUCGUGCUGGCGCUCACCUUCCUCGUCCUCUUCCUGGGCAACUUCCUGACUACGCUCAAGGUUGUGCACGCCAAACUCCAGCAGAACAGAAACAAAAUGAAGAAGCCGUAGCCUCGGCCGGAAACCUGCCGGAGCUCCAAGCGGGAGCGAGACUGAGAGGCCACGAGCCUCGGACUCACGUGCCCCGGCCCGGCUCGGAGGUCCUGGGCUUCCCGGCGGCCGGGGCAGCGGCAUCUCGGGCCAGCACGGUGAUGGAGAGCGUCCCGCCCGACACGGAAUGUGAUGGUGCCUGUCCUGGAAGUAUUAGCCCUAUUUAUGACGUAUUUAAUACCAGGUCCCCCGCGUCCCCACAGCUGCUCUCGGCAGAGGCCCAGUCCGGGUCGGUCUUCCUGGGGAGGGACCCGAGCCUCAGGGAGCCCCCUUACCCAUGCGUGUCCCUUGAGCCCCCGCGGCGGGGUUCGGAUGUGCCUCGCGGGGUUGGAUUUCUGCUGCCCUGCCGCCUACGGUGUCCCGGUGCAGGGACGGUGGGUGACACCUUCGGCAUCCUGUGGCGCCCCCUCCCCUGGGCCACGCUGCCUCCGCUGUGAGCCCCCCGCACGGCCCUCACCUCGGGGCGGGGUUAUUUAAGUUCUCAGAGAACCACAGCCUGUCGCUCCCUUGUGCUCUUCCUGCUCCCUGAGUCUCCCGCCUGCUGGCCGAGACGUGAGAGGCGGCCUGGGAUGGGAGUUUUAAGGAAGGCUACCACCAGGGGGCGCCCCAGCCUGAGCGUUGAGAGGCUGCCGGUUCCGAGGUCGCUGAAAGUCCCAGUCGACUCGACUCUUGGUUUGCUAGCGCACACCCUUCAGCUCAACUUUCCCCCUAGUUUUAAAUUUUGGGUUACUGGGGAUCAAACCUAGAGCUUUCAUACUGAGCCACAUCCCCAGUCCAUUUUACUUAUUUUGAGACAGGGUCUUGCUAAGUUGCCCAGGCUGGGCUCCAACCAAAAUCCUCCAGCCUCAGCCUCAGCCGUGCUGUUAGUACUCAGGGAGGGGCGGCUCCAGCAGGCUCAUCCCCUGGGGGCCACCUUGUGAGGCCGGGACAGGGGCCCGUCACCCGCCUGGCAUCAGAUUCCGUGCCAGGAAGGGUGGGGAAGCCGGCAGACUCCAUUGAAGGUUCUGUCUCUUCCAGCCUAUGGGGCUCAGCUGCCUUUAUUUUCCUACUCUGACCAGACUUCUCAGGGGCGUCCACAGUUGGGAUUAGUUUCGCCAUCAAAGGCAUUUCAAAUUCUUUAAAUUAGUUACAUGGGCCGGGGAUUUGCCUCAGUGGUUUCGCUGCCUGCCGCGCAAGCACAAGGAUCCGAGUUCAAUCCCCAGUACAAAAAAAAAAAAAAAA
Messenger RNA from Heterocephalus glaber (naked mole-rat), 2439 nucleotides. RefSeq names its product transmembrane protein 120B (gene Tmem120b). Gene Ontology annotation, cellular component: nuclear inner membrane. Lineage: Eukaryota; Metazoa; Chordata; Mammalia; Rodentia; Bathyergidae. The record is from RefSeq and is a predicted model, not a curated record. Gene Ontology annotation, biological process: fat cell differentiation.